AUGGGGUGCCAAGGAUACCGGCAAAAGUUCGUAGAUAAGGUGUCAAGGAUAUUGGGAAAGUUCAUAGAUGGGGUGUCAAGGAUAUCGGGAAAGUUCGUAGAUGAGGUGCCAAGAACAUCGGGAAAAUUCGUAGAUGGGUUGCCAAGGAUAUCGGGAAAAUGGGUUGCCAAGGAUAUCGGGAAAGUUCGUAGAUGGGGUGUCAAGGAUAUCGGGAAAGUUCAUAGAUGGGGUGUCAAGGGUAUCGGGAAAGUUCAUAGAUGGGGUAUCAAGGAUAUCGGGAAAGUUCAUAGAUGGGGUAUCAAGGAUAUCGGGAAAGUUCAUAGAUGGGGUGUCAAGGAUAUCGGGAAAGUUCGUAGAUGGGGUGCCAAGGACACCGGCAAAAGAAUGAAUAGAUUAGGCUUUUUAUGCAAACAAGCAGCAAGCGUAGCAUAUGGAUUACUUCUCGUCGAUUUUGCUCAUUCAACAGAGCAAAAUUAUUUCGGAAGACAAGACCUUUCAUAUGGGUAUGGUGCACCGCAGUUGACCGCAUUCACUAUAGAAGAAUGUAGAAAAAAAAUACGCGCUUUCAUGGUUCGCAAUAACAUACCAGGAUUGUCUAUUGGUGUUUCAUUUCAAGGGAUUCAAUGGACGGAAGGUUUCGGCUAUGCUGAUCUCGAACAAGAAGUACCAUGCUCAAGUGAUACCGUAAUGCGAAUAGCGAGUAUUAGUAAAUCUAUAACAUCGGUGAUCGCUGCUCGACUAGUCGAAAAUGGAAUGCUCGAUCUUGAUGCACCAGUUCAAGAAUAUCUUAAAGAUUAUCCAAAACCAAAAAUUAACGGUAAAGAAAUAGAAAUAACGUGUCGACAACUUCUCAAUCACACGAGUGGAAUUCGACAUUAUUCCAGGAAGCUAAAAGCUGUAUUAAUGGCUCUUUAA
Messenger RNA from Dracunculus medinensis (Guinea worm), 915 nucleotides. The record is from the annotation of a GenBank genome assembly. NCBI's taxonomy places the organism in Eukaryota, Metazoa, Nematoda, Chromadorea, Rhabditida, Dracunculidae.